CCUCAGGAACCUUUGAAAGAUGAUGGAGAAUAUGUGUAUUGCCUUACUCGGAGUAAUCCUAAAGUUCCCUACAAUCCAUAUGAUCUUCAGGCAGUCUCUGCUAACACAGCUAGACAUUGCAAAGAAUUCUGGAUUAUUACUGCUUCAUUUAUUUCAAAGGUAAUAUGUAAUAGAUUAGGUGAUACAGAAGAAAUAGAACUCUUGCCUAUUACGGAAUGGCUAAUGGAAAGAAAAUGUUACUAUUUAUUACAGACUUACAAGAUAUUUUUCAAUUUCCGAAUUAAUAAAGCGUUCGUUACCUGGAAAAUUAAUGUUAAAAGAAUUAAGACUGAGAAGAGCAGGUCGUUUUUGUGCCGCCAUCUUUUUUGGGCCGAUGAGUCGUUUCAAAGCUGUUUGCUUUAUAUUAGAGGACUUUGUGAAGAUGCAGUUAACCUCAAAAAAGAUAAUGGACUUGAAGAUAAUCCAUCUGCCAUAUACCUUGUAAAGCUGGAUAGAUCUCGUACAUAUUCUCUAGAUGAAUUUUGUGAAGAACAGUUGAAGCAAGCUGCCCUGGCAUUGAAACAACUUGAGGCGAUCAGGGAUAAAGCAAUUUCAAAGAUGAAAAGUACGAUUCUAAAGGUGGCAGAAAAGAAAGAUUUAAAAAAAUACUUUGAGUCAGACCGCUCUGAAUAUGGCACAACACAUUUCAAACUGCCUCAAUAUAGACGCUUAUUGGAAACAAUUUUCAGGUUUCUGUUGCUGGUUGACUGCAUAUUUCAGGAACUCAUCCGUCAACUUAUGAACACGGCAAUCAUACUACUUUUGAAUUUAUUUAAUGGGUCUGCUAUAAUGCCAUUUUCAGUGGAAGAAAAGAAUGAAGAUCUCAUCAGUGUUAAAGUGGAGACAGAUUUAAGAAAAAUAUAUGCACCAAUAUUUGAAGUACAUCUACGUUUGAGAAUUCCUGCUGAGAGUUAUGCUCCAGAAGAUUCUGAGGAGAACAUUUAUGAAUCUGACAAGCACCCUAGGAAAUCUGUGGUGUAUUUUGAAGAUGAAACAUCAGAUAAUGAUAGUGAGGAACUGCCUGCAAAAGUCGAUAAAACAAAAACAUUUAGUUACAACCUUGAAGGACGUCUCUUAGAGUUCCCUACAAAUCUCUUUAUAGUUCCCAACAGAUUGACGUUUUCAAUAAAAAUUCAAAAUAUGGUGACUAAUAUUGAAAAAUGUAUAACCACAAUUAUUCCUCUUUGCCAAGAUCCCCGCCUGUCUGUCUUUAUUGAUUUGACGUCAAUUAUGGAUUUACCUAAUAAGACAGAAAGUGUAAGAGAAGGUAAGAAGACCAGAUGGCCAGAUUGCCAGAUCCUUUUUGAAAUGGACCCUGUCUACCAAAAUAAGAUUGUGAAUCUUCUGACUGUUAUUGGUAAUUCAAUGAGCCUAGUUAAUUUGUACAGCUGCAAAUUUCUAAAGUAUUGUACCAUUGUACAAAAAGCCAAAACCAUGAGUAUGAAAAUGUCAUCUAUGAGAGGAGAAUUGACUUCAGCACAGUUUAAGAAAAUACUAGAUAAAUUCAGAAAGUAUCUUAGAUAUAUUGUGAAUAUGACCAUUGAGAAGCGCAUUGGUAUUUUCAAAGUUAUGAGCAUUGAUUAUCAGUCAGAAUGCUUAGUAUAUGUUGAUGAUGUCAUAAACAUGAGCCACACCCUCCUGCGAUCUGCAGUUCAACAAAAGAAUGCCAAUCUAUUGCAGGUUGUAGAAUCAUCAUUGAGAAAGCUAGAAUGUGAACCUACUGAAAUAGAAGAAUUUGUGGAACAUUUUACUUUCUUGGAUGAAAUUUCCACAAAAAUAUCUAAAUUAGAAAAAGAGUACUUAACAAUUGCUCAGCUGAAUGCAGUUGUAAAGUAUUACCAGAUCCAUAUUCCAGAAGAGCAAGUUGCCAUAUAUAAAAUCCUUCUUAUCAAGUUUAGUCAACUAAAAACAGUUGUGAAGUUAAGUGAAGCAAAUAAAGAUGCUACUUUUGGUAAAUUCAGAGAAAAUUUGGAAGCAUAUAUCACUGGUCUACGGGUUGAUGCUAUUAAUUUAAAGGAAAAGAUAAGAAGUCCUGUUCUAUUAUGUACUAGUACUCGAGUGUCAACAGCAGUGGAAAUGAUCCGGACUCUCUCAGAGGAAGCUGCAAGUUUAUCUAACAAAGCUAAAACAUAUGCAACUUACCAGGAUCGUUUCGAUGAUUCCCAAUCUCAUAUGCACUCUGUUAAUAUGGAGGAAAUUACACAGAUUGUGCUUUCAGAGAUGUCUGAAAUUGAAUGUGACUUAACUCUGAGAAAAUUAUUAUGGGAUGCACAAGAGGAAUGGGAGAAACUCUUUUGGGAAUGGAGAAAUAGUUCUCUUCAAAGUAUUGAUAUAGAAUUAGUACAGAGAAAUGUUUCAAAAUGGAUGCAAAUCAUCUUAGUACUAGAAAAAGGUUUACCUAAAAAUGAUAUGGUAACAUAUUUUAAGCAAUCAGUGACAAAUUUUAAACAAGAGCUGCCUAUCAUCAUGGCUCUGGGGAACCCCUGUCUCAAGCCAAGGCAUUGGGAGGCUCUUCAUGAGAUUAUUGGAAAGUCAGUUUCCCUUGAUAGAAACUGUACAGUAGAGAAUCUUCUAACACUCAAGAUGUUUCACUAUGAAGAGGAAAUAAAUGAAAUAUCAACUGCAGCUACUAAUGAAGCUGCUCUUGAAAAGAAGUUAUUUAAGAUUAUUGAUCUUUGGAACACUACUCCUUUGCAUUUGGUUCUUCAUCACACAGAGGCUUGCUCUAUCCUAAUAAUUUCUUCUGUAGAUGAUAUAUUAGCUCAGUUAGAAGAGUCUCAAGUCAUACUUGCAACAGUUAAAGGAUCUUCCUAUCUUGGGCCUAUUAAGGAUCUUGUGGAUGAAUGGGAUCAAAACUUGGCGAUCUUCUCUUACACUCUUGAGGAAUGGAUGAAUUGUCAAAGAAAUUUGCUUUAUCUUGAACCAAUCUUUCAUUCUUUAGAAAUACAAAGGCAGCUUCCAGCAGAAACAAAGCUUUUCUCUAAGGUGAUUUCCAUGUGGAAAGAUGUAAUGUCAAAAAUACAAAACAAACUGGAUGCUUUGCAAAUAACCACCUCUGCAGGAAUCCUUGAAAUUCUGAAAAAUUGUAACAUAUAUCUUGAAAAAAUAAAGAAAAGUCUUGAGGACUACCUUGAGAUUAAAAGAAUGAUUUUUCCAAGAUUUUAUUUUCUUAGCAACGCUGAACUUCUUGACAUUCUAGCUUAUAGUAAAAAUCCUGAAUCUGUACAGCGUCAUCUUGUGAAGUGUUUUGAAAAUGUAAGACAGUUGAUGAUAUGCAAACAAGAAAUUGGCCCCCCUGCUGUAACGAUGCUCGUAUCUGCUGAAGGAGAAAGUCUUGUGCUGCCAAAGAAAAUUCGAGUAAGAAGUGCUGUAGAACAGUGGCUGGUAAAUGUAGAGAAAAGCAUGUUUGAUUUGUUAAAAAAGAAUAAUCAUAUUUAUAUUUUAUCUUUUCAGAGCCAGAUCAUGUUUUAUAAUGAUUGUGUCAAAAGUUUUGUGGGUUCUCAUUCAAAAGAAGAUUUGGAAAAAGUCCAUGUUGGUGUGAUAGGUCGUCUAGAAGAGGUGGUAGAUCUGGUAGUGCUGAAUACUAAUAACUCUCGAACAAAAACUGUAUUAGGGGCAUUGCUUACCCUUUAUGUUCACUGUAGAGAUAUAGUGAGAGAUUUACUACUGAAAAAUAUCUUCAAUGCAGAAGAUUUUGAGUGGACAAGACAUCUGCAAUAUAAAUGGAAUGAAAGACAAAAGUUGUGCUAUGUAUCUCAAGGCAAUGCCAGUUUUACUUACGGCUAUGAGUACCUGGGCUGUUCCUCGAGACUGGUUGUUACACCUCUCACAGACCGAUGCUGGUUAACUCUCACUGGAGCGCUCCACUGGAAUCUAGGAGGCUGCCCUGCUGGUCCAGCUGGUACAGGAAAAACCGAGACCAUCAGAGAUCUAGCAAAAUCCUUAGGCAAACAUUGUGUGGUCUUCAACUGUUUUGAGGAUUUGGAUUACAAGAUAAUAGGAAAAUUCUUGUUUGGACUAGUUCAGUCAGGAGCGUGGUGUUGUUUUGACGAAUUCAAUCAAAUUGAUGUGGAAGUGCUCUCUGUUAUUGCCUCACAAAUCUUAACAAUUAAGGAAGCGAAAGACAGCUAUUCUGUCAGGUUUGUCCUGGAAGGAAAAGAAAUUCGUAUCAAUAUGUCUUGUGCAAUAUUUAUCACCAUGAAUCCUGGAUACAAAGGUCGAGUAGAACUCCCAGAUAACUUAAAAUCUCUGUUUCGCCCAGUGGCAAUGAUGGUGCCGCAUUAUCAAAUGAUUGCUGAAAUAAUACUGUUUUCAGAUGGUUUCAAAUCUUCGAAAACACUCUCUGGAAAGCUAGCUAACCUUUACGAAUUAGGUAGCAAACAGCUCUCACCACAGGAUCACUAUGAUUUUAGCAUGAGGUCCCUGAAGACGGUGUUAGUAAUGGCUGGAAAGAAGAAACGGGAAUUUAAAUGUCUUUCUGAAACAGAUGAAACUCUGAUCAUUAUCCAGGCUAUAAGAGAAGCUAGUUUACCAAAAUUUCUUCCUGGUGAUGUCCCACUUUUUGAAAAGAUUAUAGGAGAUAUUUUUCCUGGAGCUACAGUUCCUAAUGUAAAUCAACUUGCCUUGGAGAAAGCUGUAUUUAUUGCAACACUACACUUAGGCUUACAACAUUGUCCAGCUCAAAAAGAGAAGAUCAUACAGUUUCAUAAUCAACUUCAGGCUUCUGUUGGUGUGAUGUUAUUGGGCCCAACAGGUGGAGGAAAGACAACAGUCAGAAGAAUUUUAGAGAAAGCUUUAAUAUUUUUACCAGUCAUAGAUAUCUUAUAUGAAGAAAGGCAAUCUGUUUCAAAGAUUCCAGGAAGAAAAGGAAAAGUAGAUAUUUGUGUUUUAAAUCCAAAGUGUAUCACUCUUGGUGAACUAUAUGGGCAAUUGAAUCCUAAUACAAUGGAGUGGACUGAUGGGUUAUUAUCAGCAACAAUUAGAAAUUAUGUACAUUUUAACAGGAAAGGGCGCUCAAAAAAAGACAUGGAUCUUGGAUUAAAGUCAAGAAUCUCAGAUUUAUCUAAUGUUUUCAAACUUGAUUCCUCUGAUGCAGCAGAUAUUGAUGGUAAUAUUUUUGAGAAGGAGGUGGAUAAAGAUGUUAAAACUCCAGAAAAUCAGAACUUUGAUUGGCAGUGGAUUAUUUUAGAUGGCCCAGUGGAUACUUUGUGGGUGGAAAAUCUAAACUCCGUGCUAGAUGACACUAGAACAUUGUGCCUAGCAAACAGUGAGAGAAUAGCUUUAACUAAUAACAUAAGAAUGAUUUUUGAAGUAGAUGUCCUCUCUCAGGCCAGUCCUGCCACUGUCAGUCGAUGUGCAAUGGUGUAUAUGGAUCCUGUUAAUCUGGGAUGGGAGCCCUAUGUUAAAUCAUGGCUUUUGAAAACUUCAAAAAUUCUGAGUCAAACAGGAGUGGAUUGUCUUGAAUUCAUGAUUAAAAAAAGUGUCACAGAUGGACUACAAUUUCUAAAGAAGCAUCAGAAAUUUCAGCCAUUUCCUGUACAGGAUAUAACAAUCAUCACAACUCUCUGUAGAAUUCUUGAUGCUUUCUUUGAAUUCAUGAGUAAAAAUGGAGGCUUUGGACAAAGUGAUGAUUUGAAAGACACUUCAACCAUGGAGACAAAUUCUUCAAAAUCAAAAGCGUCUGUCAAAUUCAAGACUAUUGCAAAGAGGGCUAAAAGUACAUGGUAUUUGGAGAAAAAUCCUGAUAGAUUAACAACAAUGAUUCAAAAGCUUUUUGUGUUUGCAUUUACUUGGGCAUUUGGAGGAACUUUAAGACGUGAAGAUGAACAUGAAGAUGAUAUACUAUUUUGCUCAAGUUUUGAACCUGAUUCUCUUGCAAAAGUAACCUAUGACUUUGACAACCUUGUUCGUGAAUUAUUUGAAAGCAAUUCACAAGGAGGCAUCCAACUACCUACUGGUGAACGUUCUAUCUUUGGGUAUUUUGUGGAUAUACAGCAAUGUGAAUUCAUACCUUGGUCAGAAUUAGUUCCUGGUGCUCAGGCACUAGUUCAAAGAGGAACUUCCUUACUUACUGAUUUUCAAGGAUCCAAUGAAAACCUCUUAAAGAUAACAGAAUGUGGAGAGUACAUUAAUCAUACUGCUACCAGAGAUACAACAUGCCUUUCUUUCCUCAUAAGCCUUCUUUUAAAGAAUUCCUGCCCUGUACUUCUCACAGGAGAGCCUGGUGUUGGGAAAACCAGUGCCAUUAACCAAAUGCUUGAAAAGUUAGAGGGACCAGGAGCAUUUGAUGUAAAAUAUGGGUCAAUUUUGGGAGAAGUCCUAUUAUAUAACGAAAUUAAAAAAUCAAGGUUCCUGAAGCAGAAUAUCAGCAUCUUGAUUUCUGAAACUAAUAAAACAGCAACUGGAGAUUCGGAUAAGACUACUAAAACAUCAGAAGUUAGGACUGAUGACAGUUCAUUUAAAAAUACUGAUAAAGGGAUUAUAGUCUCCACAAUAAAUUUUAGCACCAAUACGACAGCUGCCAAGACCAAGGGGAUGAUUCUGAAGAAGUUAACAAGAAGAACUAAAGACACUCUUGGAGCGCCAAAGAACAGCAGGAUUGUAGUAUUUAUUGAUGAUCUGAAUAUGCCUGUAUCAGAGCUAUAUGGAGCACAACCACCUCUGGAAUUGAUCAGACAAUUAUUAGAUAUGGGAGGGAUUUACGACACUGAAAAAAUUACAUGGAAGAAUAUUCAAGAUCUCUCUCUGGUUGCAGCUUGUGUUCCUCCAGGUGGGGGGAGGGAUAUUAACCCGCGUCUCCUCAAACAUUUUUCCAUACUGGUGUUGCCUCAUCCUCCACAAAGUGCCUUAAAUACUAUUUUCCAGGCUCAUUUGGGAAUGUAUUUCUCUGUAAAUAACUUCACAGCCGAUGUUCAGAAAAUUAAGGAUCAACUGAUAUGUUGUUCCCUAGCUAUAUACUAUCAAGUACAUCAGAACAUGUUACCGACUCCAACCAAGUGUCACUACAUGUUUAAUCUUCGAGAUAUGUUUAAGCUUCUUCUAGGAUUGCUGCAAGCUGACAAGGCUGUUAUUAACUCUAAAGAAAUGGCUGCUCUGCUCUUUGUUCAUGAAGCCGCCCGAGUGUUUCAUGAUCGCUUAAUUGAACCCAUGGAAAAAGGACUUUUCUAUCAAAUUCUUUCAAAGGAGCUUGAGAACUAUUUUCAGAUUGGAAUAGAUGGAUGUGGAAAAGAAACUUGUACAACUUUGGCCUGUUAUUUGACAGAAUACAAACUAUACCAAGUGCCUGUAUCUCACAAUUAUGCCUACCUAGAAUUCAAAGAAGACUUUAAAAAAGUGUUCAUUCAAACAGGAUUAGAAGGAAACCCCACUGUUUUGAUGGUUGCUCAUUUAAAUCUAGAUCAAGAGAGAUUUUUGGAAGAUUUGAACUGCAUUUUCAAUUCAGGAAAAAUACCUGACUUGUUUGAAAAUGAGGAGCUGGACUCUAUUGCACAAAGGAUUAGAUAUCUUGCUGAACAGGCUGGUUAUACGGAUAAUGAUAGGGAAUCUUUACUUUCAUUCUUCCAAAAGGUACUUUUUUGUAGAUGGACUUUAUUAAAUUGUGAUGUUGAAUUAAAAGUGUAUUACAUUAAUAAUUCUGUACAUGAGUUUCAAGUUGGAUAUCAUUUCUUUAGGUCUUUAAAUCAGUUCGUAAGACUAAAAAAUGACCACUACCCCUACGACCUUUCUGUACAUCUCAGAAAUGAUAACCUAUUUCAAGUUACUCAUUAUGUUCAAUUUUCUCCUUUUUUAAUGUAUAUUUGGAUUGCUUUAUCUUAAUUCUUAAAAAAAAAAAUUUUUUUUUAGAAUUUAAAAGAAAAACUUGCCCCAGCAUGUGUCCAAAUCCACAAAAGUAUAACAGAUUUGAGCACAAAAUUCUUUCAAGAAACUAGAAGGCAUUAUUAUAUCACUCCCAGGAGCUACUUGCAAUUCAUGGAUACGUUUGCAUACAUUUUGAAGUCACGAGAGAAAGAGAUGCAAAUGAAGAGGAAUCGUUUUCAUACGGGUUUGUCGAAGAUUCUGGAAGCAACCGCACUAGUUACAGAUAUGCAAGAGGAGCUCUUGAUUCUUGGUCCUCAGAUAGAACAAAAAACAAAGGAAACAGAAAUCCUAAUGGAAAAAUUACAGAAAGAAUCACAAGUAGUUGAGAAAGUUCAGAUGCUUGUUAAACAGGAUGAAGAAAUUGUGGCAGAAGAAGUAAGAAUUGUGGAAGAAUAUGCUCAGAAAACUACCAAUGAACUUAAAAGUGUACUACCAGCUUUUGACAAGGCAAUCGUGGCUCUAAAUGCUCUGGACAAAGCCGAUGUUGCUGAAUUAAGAGUAUACACAAGGCCUCCCUUCCUUGUACUGACUGUCAUGAAUGCAGUUUGUAUUCUUCUGCAAAAGAAACCUAACUGGACGACAGCAAAGUUACUUCUUUCAGAAACAGGUUUCCUUAAAAAAUUGAUUAACCUUGACAAGGACAGCAUACCUGAGAAGGCUUUCAUGAAGCUGAAAAAAAUUUUAAGCUUACCUGAUUUCAACCCAAACAAGAUUGCUCUAGUUUCUGUUGCUUGUUGCUCUAUGUGCCAGUGGGUUAUAGCUUUGAAUAACUACCACGAAGUACAGAAGGUGAUGGGCCCUAAACAAAUCCAAGUAGCUGAAGCUCAGAAUGUCCUUAAAAUCGCACGACAAAGGUUGGCUGAGAAACAAAGAGGUUUACAGAUGAUUGAAGAACAUCUGCUGUCUUUGCAAGCAACCUACAAAGAUGCUGUUGCUGAAAAAGAACUAUUAGCAAAUCGGAGAAGACUAGCCACCAAGCGCUUGCAGUGUGCAUCUAUCUUACUAACUGCCCUGGACGAUGAAAAGAUUCGAUGGCAAGAAACAAUCAAUCAAACAGACAAGAAAUUGAGAGGAAUCUUGGGUGACAUACUGAUUUCAGCAGCAUGCAUUGUCUACAGUGGAGUGUUAACAGCAGAAUUUCGCCAGCUGAUUGUGAAUAAAUGGCAGAAUAUAUGCGCUGAAAGCAACAUUUCUUUGUCUUCAAACUUUUCAUUAAUUCAAGUCAUGGCACAAAAGAAUGAGAUCCGCCAAUGGCAUAAUCAGGGGCUGCCUCUUGGUAACUAUUCAGCAGAGAAUGCCAUCUUGAUCAAGAACGGCCGGCAGUGGCCUCUGCUUAUCGACCCACAUAAGCAAGCACACAACUGGAUCCGUCAGAUGGAAGGGUCCAGACUGCAGGAGCUCUCCAUCGAGGACAGCAAUUACACCAAAAAAAUUGAAAAUGCUAUGAAGACAGGAGGGAGUGUCCUCUUGCAGAAUCUGCCUGAAACAUUAGCUCCAAGUUUAAAGGUGAUUUUGAAAAAGGAUAUCUAUAAGAAAAGAGGACAAUAUUUCAUAAGGAUUGAUGAUUCUGAGACCGAAUACAAUUCCAAAUUUAGGUUAUACAUAUCUACGGAAAUAGCCAACCCUCAUUUUCUUCCAUCAGUUCAUAACUUUGUUACUAUGAUCAACUUCACGGUAACAUUCCAAGGUUUACAAGAUCAACUCUUAUCUACUGUGGUAAUGCAUGAAGUCCCUCAUUUAGAAAAUCAACGUUUCCAACUGUUGGAGAGUAUUUCCCUUGAUGCUAUAACUCUUGAAGAACUGGAGGAAAAAACAUUAAGUUUACUGCAGAAAACACAAGGAUGCAUAUUAGAUGAUGAAGAUAUCAUAGCCACCUUAAAAAAAUCCAAAAUGACUUCAAGUGAAAUCUCAAAGCGCAUCAAAGCAACAGAAAAAGCAGAGUGUGACAUUCAAGCGACGCGUAAAAGCUACCUUCCCAUAGCUACGCAAGGUGCUCUGCUCUACUUCCUCGUAGCUGAACUUAAACGAGUCAACUACAUGUACCAGUUUUCCCUGGACUGGUUUCGUCGGGUGUUUGUUUUAUCGGUAAUUUCCAAAAGCAAAGAACAAGAACACUUUAAAUCAGCUUCGAGUUUGAAAAAGGAGGAAAAAGUUCAUAAAGUUACAAAUCUCUCAAAAAAACCUGACUUGGAAAGUGAGAAAAACUCCUUGAGCAAGCAUAUUAAAAAUGCAAUAGAGGUGUUGACAGGAAAUAUUUUUAAGGUGGUUUCUUCAGCUCUAUUUAAUCAACAUAAACUUUGCUUCUCCUUUCGGCUUUGCACUGCAAUCAUGCAAAGUAAUGCUAGUGAAAAUCUAAUGUAUAAUGACAUUGGGUCCUUAUCAGAUGAAGAAUGGAAUAUCUUCUUAAAUUCUGGCAUGUUGAUAAAUAUUAAAGGUGUGAUGCCCCAGCCUAAAAUUAAUAGCAUAUUUGAAAGAUGUAAAAAUCAGCAUCUUCAGUGGCUGUCGGAAUCCAGGUGGAAGCAGUGCCAAUAUGUCAGCAGUCAGCUGGAACCGUUUUCACUCCUGUGUAAAUCCCUCCUAUCAAAUAAAUCACAGUGGGAUGCUUUUAACAACAGUAAGGCUGUAGAUUUUCUGAUGAGCAUACCCUUCCAAGCAGCAAAGCCUUCACUGGAGAAAAGUACUAAGGACAAUGAAGUAGCUAAACUUUUGAAUGAAGAUGAAGAAAUGUGUAGUCCUAUAAAUUUUCCCUGGGAGAAACUCACUUCAUUUCAAAGACUUAUUUUGUCCACCAUUCCGUGGCGGGCGCUUCGUUACCUGAUUGGAGAAGUGAUUUACGGAGGCCGGGUGACUGAUAACUGUGACAAGGAAUGCUUAAAGACACUUCUCUACAAAUUUUGUAAUCCUGAAGUGCUAAAAGAUGACUUCAGUUUCUCUAGUGUUGAGGACAGGAAAAGUCAAGAGCAGAGUAAUGAUAAGCUAGUGAUGGAAAUUUUAACUGACAUGCUGAAGCGGUUGCCACUGACCGUAGAGAAAGAAGAAAGUUCUGGAACGACAAACACAUUAAAGAGCAUGAUGUCAAGUACCAUUUGGAAGUCUCUUAAUAAAAAUGUCAAAGGCUAUGAUCCUCUUAUCCAUUGUGUCUUGCUAACCUUUUUGAGCCAAGAAAUUGAACGCUUUGAUAAGUUAUUAUCUGUCAUUCAUAAAUCUUUGAAAAGUCUUCAACUUGCUAUAAAAGGAGAGAUCAUCCUCACUGAAGAACUGGAGGAUAUAUAUGACUCUUUUCUUAAAACGAGAGUGCCUACACUGUGGCAGAAAUGCUCCUACAAGUCUUGUAAAACCCUGAGUCCCUGGGUUAAUGAUCUCAUCCAGCGAUUGAAUUUCUUCAAUACCUGGGCCAAAAUGGCUUACACUGCAAUACAUCGUCGGUAUAUGAGAGUUCUCACAGCUUGGAAGCAGUCUAGUCCGUCAGUUAGCCAAAAAUCCACACACCCUGCUCAAAAUGAUUUCUUUGAAGGAUUUCCUGCAAAAUACUGGCUCCCAGCCUUCUUCUUUCCAGAAGGCUUUCUUAUCGCUGUACUUCAAGACUAUGGAAGAUCCCGAGGGAUCGCUACAGACGCCCUCACGUUUACCCACCGAGUGAUUUCUGACACCACUGACACAGAAGACGAGGAGUUCUCCAGAAUUAUCCAAAGGAAACUCAACAUAGUCAGGAAGGCCUUUAAGGGCACAGACCUAUCACACACCGGAGUUCACGUUUUUGGUUUGUUCAUCGAUGGGGCAAGAUGGAAUCAUCAACAACAAAUAUUAGACGACUCACUGCCUCUUGAGAUUUGUUGCGAUUUUCCUGAAAUCUACUUUUUGCCAACAAAGAUUUCUACUGAAAAACCAGAGGUUUCUAACCAGACAGACUCGGACCUUUAUACUCUUGAAUGCCCUAUUUACCAGACCCCUCAAAGGUCAAGAAUCGUGACGACGACCAGUUUAUCCACAAGCUUCUUAACAUCCGUGCGUUUGCCGACACAAAAACCUCCCAGUCACUGGAUCAAAAUGCGGGUUGCACUGCUGUGUGAGAUGAAAGAAUGAAAAAUAAAUGUCAAUCCUAAACCAUUUUCUCUUUUGACGCUCAUCAAUCAGAUUUACAUGUUCCAAGACACUGACAUGUACUAAACACUCUUCAUAAAACACUCGUGUUCAACCAGAUGGAACAGCAUACUUUCUUUCAUCCAUCUGCAAGUGAAAACUUCAACAUGUGAGGGAAUUUUCCAGCUGUUUAUUUCCAACCACAUAAAACCUGGUAUGCAGUAUCUGUAUAGUUGGGUUCUAGUACAGGUCAGCAUUACCUGGAAUGCAGGUUUGACUUUUCUGAAAGUAAAAACCACAGUACCUGGCAUGGUAUCAAGGAGUGUUUGUAUAAGAACUUCUGACUUCUGCACUGUUGUAUACAAUAAAAUACACACACGCAAAGUAGCUGUUUGCAAUACUUUCCCCUGCUGCUUAGUCAACACAAGACACUGUACUGCUGGCCUAAAGGCAGACUUCUGAGACAAAGGAGAGGGACCAUCUUCUAUUUAAAACACGCAAGACAGAGCAUAUGUCUUGUUCUGACUUCACUAGACCAGUCUUCCCACUAAAAAACAAAUCCUGAGGACUCAGUGGAUUAGAUUAAUAUCAAAUGUACUUCUUUAGGCAAAAUUUUAUUAAUUUUACUCUAUUAAUAAUAGCUUCCAUGACUGAACAAAUGAUUCUAGAAAAUAAGGGGGUAGCGGAGGGGCAGGGAAUGGCGAUCUAAGAGCUCCUGUCUGGGUCCCUGUGCCCCCCAGAGUUCCCGGCAAGAAUAAUGAGGCUCCAUCCAAGCAACAUCUUUUUAUUUUCAACUUUAUUGCAAGCUUAAAACUUCAUUAUAAAACUUCUACUUGUCAAAUAAACAUGUCAAAAACAAAACUGACAACAAAUCGCAGCUGCUAUCACUGUGUUGGUAACACGUCUUCUCAUCACCAGGGAAAGAAACAUGCCCUUCCUCCCCGCAAGUUUCCGUGGUGAAUCUAGUGCCGCGACACCAUCCUUCU
This is a messenger RNA of Trichechus manatus latirostris (Florida manatee), 12962 nucleotides long. RefSeq names its product dynein axonemal heavy chain 14 (gene DNAH14). The record is from RefSeq and is a predicted model, not a curated record. Gene Ontology annotation, cellular component: dynein complex; 9+2 motile cilium. NCBI's taxonomy places the organism in Eukaryota, Metazoa, Chordata, Mammalia, Sirenia, Trichechidae. The transcript is spliced from 72 exons. Gene Ontology annotation, biological process: cilium movement involved in cell motility. The annotation marks the transcript as partial. Gene Ontology annotation, molecular function: ATP hydrolysis activity; ATP binding; dynein light intermediate chain binding.